Durusdinium trenchii is the source of this 2555-nucleotide messenger RNA. The record is from the annotation of a GenBank genome assembly. NCBI's taxonomy places the organism in Eukaryota, Dinophyceae, Suessiales, Symbiodiniaceae.
CGGGGCGUGGCGUGGGGGGCCGGGAGCUCGUCAUGCCGCGCGCGGCGAUCACGGAUGAUGAGGGGGCGAAAGCCCUGGAGGCAGCAGGUACAGAUAUCAAGUACCUGCUGUCGAGGCAUGAGGUGAGUUUGGACAACCAGAAGCUCUUUUUCCACCACGGGGUCACGACGCUUGAGAUGCUGUCGAACUUCGCAAAAGAUAGGGAUGAUUUGGCGCUGGUCCUCAAGGAUCAUUGGGAGUUGGAUGCAAGCAGGAGCUUGGAGGAGAGAGUGCAGGUGGCAGCGAUCACCUGCGCUUUCAUCAACGCCAAGACGAGGAGUCAGCGGGCCGCCGAGGUCGACGCGGAGUACGACACGCUGCAGUGGUCUAGGCCGGUGGUGGCGGGGGAAUGGGCGGCUAUGCGCUCGGCAUUAGAGAAGCGCUACGGGCACCUGGAGGACAAAAUUUAUCCAUCCAAGGAAUACAUUGAAAAGAAGUUGGCAGAGGUUGAACAUGGUGAAUACCGGGCUGAAGAGCUUACAGAAGUUGUGUCCAAAGAAGAACUUGAGCCUGAUUCUGUGGUGCCUAUUUGGGACUCCAAGGGCCGAUUGGCCAUGCGCAGAGGCUCUACGAAAGUGGAGGAACCGACGAACGCUGAAGAACUUCGACGCCGGCUAUCGAUCUGGAAGAACGCAAUGGUUAUGAUCUCGCUGAAGCAUUCCAAUAGGCAUGAGCUUCAAGGCGCUUGGGAGGACACAGUUGAACAAUAUAAGGACUAUUUGUUGGGGGACUAUGUAUUUGGCCUGAGCGCCAAGGACGCUGAAGGUCAGACCUUUGCCUCUCCACCGUGGAAACUUGUCAUUGCUUAUGAACGAGCAAUCAGGAAGCAGGCCGUGAAGAUCACGAACACGGAGGGCAAACCACUUACAGUUGCACUCAAGAUGGCAUGGAAGGAUGCCACGAUCAAGGAGAGGAACUUCACCACGCCCUUGGCCUUGUAUGCAAAGAGACCGACACCACCAUGGCGAGAGCAGCCGCAAGCGAAGCUGGCGCAACGAAAGGGUGUUCAUGUGGUGAUCACAGAACUGGACAUCCAGUCCGAUCGCAAGUCGGAUUUCGCAAUACCUUCAGUACAGAAGAAAUGGUUGCAGUUGAUUGCCAAAGGUUCAGAGGUGCAGAAGAAGAGGAAACCGGAAGAUGAUCCGGGACCUGCGGAGAAACGUCACAACGUGCAGCAGGAGAAGGUGGAGGAGUGGGUCAAGUUGAGGCUUCAACUACGGCAGGAGGCGGUCCGGAAGUUGGGAAGCUUGUCGGAGGUCGAGAAGGAGGCAUUCAAGAUGGCAAAAGGUGGCAAUGCAUUCAGCUUGGUUCGAGAUGAGGAGUUCCUGGAGCAGGCCAAGGUGGGUUUGCCACUGGGCAUCUUGAAUCAAUUGCCUCGUACGCCUGAGAUCUUCGAGGAGCAGCUUCGUUGGAACCUGGAGAGUGAGAAUUGGAGCAGUGCUGUCUGGCAGAAGGAGAACUACGUGUCAGCUGCAGAGCAUGAGAAAUACCUCACAGAGCACCUGGAGCAAGAAGUUGCGGAGGGUCUGAUGACCAAGAUGGGCGAGGAGACUUUUGUUGCUACAUAUGGUGAGGACCGGGCUGUAGCGGCACUAGCAGUCUUGGUUGAGGAUGAGGUGACGGGCAAGAAGCGGGUGAUACAUGACGGCACACACGGUGUCAUGGUGAACCACAAGAUUCGCUGCAGAGACAAGGUCAGAAUGCCGGGGCCUCGGGAGAAGCGGACCCUGCUGGAGGAGUAUGAGGCAGAGCAGAAGACAGUUCUGUCCCUUGUGGGAGACUUCGCCAAGGCGCACAGGCGCUUCAAGUAUGCAGUGGAGGAGCAGGGCUUCUUGGCAUGCAAGGCGUCCUCAGGUUCGAACAUUGUCUAUGUGAACAAAGUUGGGACUUUUGGGAUAGCUUCAACUCCGUACUGGUGGGCGCGGCUGAGUGCGGCUCUGAUGAGACUAGUGUAUUGGGUCCUCGGGGAGGGUUUCCCGAAUGACAUGUUGUUGUAUGCAGACGACCUGGAGGUGUUGACAGUUGGGCGUGAAGGGCGAGUCGGAGGUGUCCUUGCCUAUGCGCUCAUCGCAGCACUUGGAGCCCCGUUCAAAUGGGCGAAGCAAAGGGGUGGUUUGACAACGGAGUGGAUUGGCCUGACCACCUAUUACCGCAGCUUUGCAAUGGGGCUGUCUGUCAAGAGGACUGAAUGGGUGCUGGGGUGGAUCAGGUCGCUGAGGCUGCGGAAAGAAGUCACCUACAGGGAGUUCGCUGCAGGUUUGGGCUCUUGCACUUCCGUGGGAGAGGCCAUUGUUAGGCCCGCUGUACGCCUGGGCAUCAGCAAUGCAGUCAAACCGGGGUGCAUUGACAAUCCCUUGGGCAAUACAGUUCAUUCUGAGUUGGAUUGCAAAGAGGCUCAAAGAAGGUGGCCGCAUGGAAGCAGUCAAGCGCCCAGUGUUCCAGGGUGGCAGCACGCUGAGGAUCUGGACAGAUGCCAAGGCGACGGAACAUGCUGCUUGGAUUGGAGGCUGGCUUGA